AUGACGUCGGAUCAAGGACCAGAAACAGCUCCAACCGAAUCCAAACUCUCACCUUCUCAGACGCGGGCUCUCUUCGAUAUUCUCACUCACUACGAGACGUACACUGAAAUCUCGAGCUUCAAGACCGCCGAAGCAAUCACCAGCUAUGGAUUUCCUUUCAAGAAAAAGACGGUCGUGUCGACAACGCCGCUGGCCACUGCUCCAGGUACGCCGCGGGUAAGGACGCCCAGAUCAUUCUUUGCUUCGUCGUCGAGAGCGCAAAGUCCUGUUAGUGCCAAGAGCGCUGAUGACGACGAUGACGGCAAAGAUGUUCUAUCUACGUCGCCUAUUUUGCAAUUACUCUUGACUAAGAUUGUUCUGCCGCUGCCUGGCGUGAGCAACAUCCCUAGGUCCUUUUGGAGUAUUCGUGUCCAAACUAUUAUGGCGAGGUUGGGAGAGGCAGAGCUCUCAGAGAGUUAUGACAAAGGCGCCAUGGGAACUAGAAAGACUUUGGCGACGGGGACGAGUUCCAUCAUUGAGAUGCUGGGCCGGGGCAUGCUCGGUGGUUUGGAUAAACAAGAAUCGGACACGACCAAGGACGAUAAAUAUGACCAUUCUAACGCGGAUGAUUUGGAGCGCGCAUGGGGUAAUGUUCUCCAGGGACUGGUAUAUGGGGAUUUGGUUAAUCAGCUGUUUGAUCAUUUUGUGCAUUCAGAUGAUUUAGAGGUGCUGUCGAAAACGGUGGAAGCAUCUGCUCAGCACAACAUUUUACACAUCGCAACAUUAGUCCACCACAUCUUCAUCCUCUCACCAGAAGGCCAAUAUCUCCUCAAACUCAUCGAAAACGUACACUCCCUCAUCCCCUACAAAGUCAUCAAACAAACCCUGCGAAUAGGCAACGCCGCAACCAUGAUAAGCGGCAUGAUGCGCGUCCUUCUUGCCAAGCUCAGCGUCACCAGCGUCACCAACUGGUUUGGACUAACGCAAAACGCCGACGAUGGCAUGAAUCUCCUACAGAGAAUCAUUUCUCUAGUACUAUCUUGGGAUGCUAGCGAAUUCAAAAAGAGCGCUGAAAGAAUAGAAAAGGCCAAGGACAGACCGAGUGACGAUAUGCUUCGCACAAUCAAGGAGUACAUUGAGGAAACGAGAUCAGAACACGACACAGUUCGGCAAGCCAGUGAGCAGAAUGACCAGUCUAUUAUUACGGCUAUUUUUAAUGCGACGAACCCUGCUUUGAAUGGGGAAUUGGCAAAGUCUCAGCAUGAGCAAUGUCUGGAGUACUACUCUGCGCUUUUGUCCGUCAGAGAUAGAGAUUGUAUCACGGGGGCGAUUUGUCGUCAGCCUCCUGAUAUGUUUACACAGGCGAUAAAAGAUGUCGUGGCAGCGUAUGAGCCCAUCAUUCGGACUGUGCAUUCCAAUGUUGAUCUACGAGAACACUUUGACGACUUGCAGGCGUUUGUGGAGGAGUUUAUCCGAGCGAGUCGGCCAAAGAAAACGGGGGAUUCUUCAGAAGAAAACUUGCCUAGUGUGGAAGACUUUGUGGACCUUCUCAUGAAGCACCGUCGGCUUUUAUAUAAAUGGAUUCACGCAGUUGCCAGUCAAUGCCCCGAUAUUUGGGAGGCUCUACGAACAUGGGCAAACGACAUGAUUGUCAAGUUUCGCAAAUCUUCUUCAACAACAGCGGACGUGCCCUCUAUCCUUAACAAAAUGUACAACACACUUGAACCGGAUACACAGCCCAAAGUCCUGGAGGCAAUUGAUUCCCACGCCAACUACCUCGACACUCUCAACUCAGUCUCCCACGCACGACUGCAAUAUCUCGUCACGGCAGCUGAUUCCUCCGGCGGCACGACCGGUGGACCAGGCGUUUAUCUUGACCGAUGGCAGGCCCUGCUUGAUGAGACGCUCAUUACACCUUCACUGCAAAAAGGUGCGGUGAGAAGAGGCAAAGCUGUCAAGCAUACCACCACGAUGGGGAAGACGGGAGUAGGGGGAAAGAAGUUGGAGCGGGAUUCAAUGGGCAGUGGUGUGGAGGCGCCGGAUGUGAGGAUUGUGGUGGACGAGUUGGGAGCGCGGUUUAGAAACGACGUCAGAGAAAUGGCAGGGCGGAUUUAG
Messenger RNA from Pochonia chlamydosporia 170, 2094 nucleotides. Its product is annotated as PX-associated domain-containing protein. Gene Ontology annotation, molecular function: phosphatidylinositol binding. The record is from RefSeq and is a predicted model, not a curated record. Lineage: Eukaryota; Fungi; Ascomycota; Sordariomycetes; Hypocreales; Clavicipitaceae. The transcript is spliced from 2 exons. Bases 1 to 2094 code for a protein of 697 amino acids.